AUGGCGCCCAGGCUUCUUCUCUGCGUGGCCCUGUGUCUCCUGGGAGCAGGCUCCCUGGAAGCCGAUGUGACCCAGAGCCCAAGAUACCGCAUCACAGAGACCAAAAAGGGGGUGACAUUGACUUGUUCUCAGAAUAUGAACCACGAAGCGAUGUACUGGUAUCGACAAGACCCGGGGCUGGGCCCAAGGCUGAUCUACUUUUCAAGGAACAUUGGGAAUGUUCAAAAGGGAGAUAUCCCUGAUGGAUACACUGUCUCUCGAGAAGAGAAACCAAACUUCCCCCUGACCUUGGAGUCGGCCAGCACCAAACAGACCUCCUUGUACCUCUGUGCCAGCAGACCCUCUUGCCUUGAACCUGCCAUGAGAAUCAGGCUCUUCUGUGCCUUUUGCUUCCUGGGAGUAGGCCUCAUGGAUGCACAAGUAACCCAAACUCCAAGAUAUCUGGUCAAAAGGAGAGGAGAGAAGGUUGUGAUAGAAUGUAUACAGAGCAUAGACUAUAAGAGAAUGUUCUGGUACCGACAAGACCCAGCUCUGGGGCUGCGGCUGCUCCAUUUCUCAAUCAAUGUUGGCAUGGUUGAGAAAGGCGAUGUGCCCCAUGGGUACAGUGUCUCCAGAAAGAAGAAGGAGAGCUUCCCUCUGACCCUGGAGUCUGCCACCACCAACCAGACGUCUGUGUACCUCUGCGCCAGCAGUGAAUCCACAGCGCAGCGCGGCCACAUCCUCUCUGCACAAAAAGCGGGGACCCUGCAGGAAGCGGGGUCGGGGGGACCCUGA
Rangifer tarandus platyrhynchus (Svalbard reindeer) is the source of this 774-nucleotide messenger RNA. NCBI's taxonomy places the organism in Eukaryota, Metazoa, Chordata, Mammalia, Artiodactyla, Cervidae. The record is from the annotation of a GenBank genome assembly.